This is a messenger RNA of Phodopus roborovskii (desert hamster), 885 nucleotides long. It is a transcript of the gene CUNH3orf49, whose product is annotated as chromosome unknown C3orf49 homolog. NCBI's taxonomy places the organism in Eukaryota, Metazoa, Chordata, Mammalia, Rodentia, Cricetidae. The record is from RefSeq and is a predicted model, not a curated record. Bases 1 to 885 code for a protein of 294 amino acids. The transcript is spliced from 5 exons.
AUGGAGUAUCCCCAGUUGUACCUACCUAAACCCCUAAAGCUUGUCUAUGGGAAGAUUGGCCAGUACCGAAGAAUUCAGCAACCCAAAAGGAAAAAUGGCUCAUUCAAAGGGAAGGGGAUAGAAAGGUGGCAUAGAGCUGUGUCUACCAACUUAGCCAAACAAAAUGUAUUGGUCCCCAAUGCUGAAUCAUUGAGUGAAAGUGACUUGGAGUUUCAUGAAAGCCGAAAUAACCAGAAGAAAAACCUGAUGGAGAAAAUGAGGUGUGCUUUUGGGAAAAUGCUGCCCUGCAAAUGUGGAAACCAGUCAGCCCAUGCCAGCAAGAAGAGCUCUGCAGGGCAGAGGGAAACCGCCCUCCCCAACACACAAGGCCUGCUGCCUAGACUUGUCAAGGAGCUUCCAUCCCCCAGGUUGUUUACCAAGCCUAGGAUGAGAAGGCUGUCACAGAACGCAACUAUACAGCUUGAUGUUGUAGAAGCAGAGGCAGAAGAGUUAACAGGAGAAAACCGGCUCCUCAGAGCCAGAAGAACCACCAAGAGGUUAUCUGUGACUUCACUUCCUCCGGGGCUGCAGGAGGUACCAUAUUCAUCAAAAAAGAGACCACAUUUUUCAGCACUUAAAAAGAAGAAACAGAGCGUGAAAGACAUCCUCCAGAAACCAGACCCGACAGUGGGAAAGCUUCAAAUGCAGGUGAAUGACCUCAUAGAAAGAGUGUCUGACAAAUCCAUGAAGCUGCUGGCCCAAAGACAUGCUGAGCUUCAGCAGUGUGAGUUUCUAGGGGCUGAAAUCCUUCAGUCUUCGAAGCAGUUCCAAAGGCUUUCCAAGAGAACCACAAGGAAGUACAAGCUGAGGAGGGCAUGCUUGCCAUGCACCUGCUGCUGCUUCUAA